AUGGCGUACCAACGAUACUCGUCUAAUUUCCAGCCUUGUGAUUCUUACUUUGUGGAGACCUACGAUGGUGAUUAUCAGCCAAGCCGCCUGUGUCUGAAAGAACACGCAAAGCUUAUCGCUCGUGAGCGCCAAUAUGCCAUGGGAGAUGAGAUGUCGAAUGCCGUGCGAGAGGAAUAUCAGGAGGAUAUCGUCGCUCACAUGCAUAUGAUUGAUUCGGCAACGUUACCAGAUGUCGACUCCAUCGAUAUCCAAACUGAGAUUCAAUGGUUCAUGCGGCCCUACUUGCUCGAUUUUCUUAUUGAGGCACACGCCGCUUUCCAGCUGCUUCCCACGACACUGUUUCUGGCGGUCAACUUAUUGGAUCGGUAUUGCUCGAAGCGUGUGGUGUAUAAAAGACAUUAUCAGCUGGUUGGAUGUGCAGCUUUGCUCAUUGCGGCUAAAUACGGCGAUAAGAAGGAGCGUGUUCCAACGAUCAAAGACCUAAAGUCCAUGUGCUGCGCUCUCUAUGAUGACGACAUGUUUGUCCAAAUGGAGUGGCACGUGCUUCAAACUCUUAGCUGGUCAAUUGGCCACCCAACCGUGGAUAGCUUCUUGCAAAUCGCAGUCAUCGAUACGCCAUAUGAUCCAGAAGUUGAGCAUCUGUCCCUUUACAUCUUGGAGAUCGCUCUCUUCCACAGGGAGUUUGUGUCUAAACUUUCUGCUGAUCUCGCACGGGCUGCGUUGGCACUUUCAAGGUGUAUCCUGAAUCGUUCGCAAGCUUCGCACAAUGAUUGGGCGUCGAGCUACGAUCCUUUGACAUUGGUAAACUUGUCACAGCAUUUAUUUCAACCGUCGCAUGUCCUCUCCCGAAAAUAUUCAUCUGCACAGUACUCCAGAGUUUCAAAGAUUCUUGAACAGUUUCUGGCUCGUCAAACGUCGAUUAACAAGACCUACAACCCGCCUACACCACCCACAGACCGUACAGAAAGCUCAAAGCCUUAUGACGGCGAAAUCGGCCUUGUUACCCCCCAGAAAACACAUUGCCCACGCGCUAUGACCAAUGGUUACAUCACUCCACCAAUUACCCCCGAAAAUGAUGCAUUUGGCGCUGCGAGCAACGCGAACCCUUCGAAGGAUCCAGCCAGUCUCCUGUACGUCUGCCCGACGUCGCCCACCCCUCAGCAACCCAUGCAAUACGGACAAGCACAUUACAAGUACCAAGAAUCCGACCCAUACAGCGACAUCAACGGUUCUCUCAGCCGCCACCAGUGGCUUACAACUCGAUGUUCUGAGAAGUUAUUCGAUGAAGAAUCACCCAAGAGCCACUGA
Messenger RNA from Uncinocarpus reesii 1704, 1308 nucleotides. RefSeq lists its product as uncharacterized. The record is from RefSeq and is a predicted model, not a curated record. Gene Ontology annotation, biological process: mitotic cell cycle phase transition; regulation of cyclin-dependent protein serine/threonine kinase activity. Gene Ontology annotation, molecular function: cyclin-dependent protein serine/threonine kinase regulator activity. The transcript has 2 exons. Lineage: Eukaryota; Fungi; Ascomycota; Eurotiomycetes; Onygenales; Onygenaceae. Gene Ontology annotation, cellular component: centrosome; cytoplasm; cyclin-dependent protein kinase holoenzyme complex. Bases 1 to 1308 code for a protein of 435 amino acids.